UCCCAAUCCAAUCAAUCAAAAUCCCCAUUUGUUUCCCUAAGCUAAACAUCUUUCCUAAACUCCCUCUCUCUCUCUCCAAAAACCAUGUACAUUAGCCCUCCAACUCCCUCUCUCUCUCCUCCCCCAUGGGUACCAGCCCCUCCCUCCGACUACCCUCCCCCACCACCAACACCAAAACCAGCGCCACCUCUCUCUCCUCCUUCCUACCCCAUCUCCCCACCACCACCUAGCCCAGCACUCCCUCCUCCUUAUUACCCACCCUAUCGCCCCGUCUCACCACCAACUCCUUACUACCCUCCCUCUCCGUCACCUCCGGCCCCCUAUCAGCCCCCACCUCCACCACCAGGUGGGGACUCCUCCACUAUCAUAAUAGUGGUCUUUGUUUCAUUAGGGGGCCUCUUCUUCUUGGCCCUUCUCUCUCUAGCUCUCUUUUGCUGCUUGAAAAAGAAGAAGAAGAGAGAGACCGAGGAAGAUAUAGUGUGUGUGGAGGACCACUUGAAGGUUCAAGAAGCCAUUGUUAAGGGGCCUCAUGGCGAGGAGGCCGUGAUCCUUACCGUCGACGAGGACGUGAAGUUCGCCGAGGAGAGAGUGGUAGAGAGAGGAGAGGGGAUGAGAGAGAGAGAGAGCCAGAUUGUUGAAGGGAUGAGAGAGAAGGCAGCUGUGGAGAUGAGAGAGGAAGGGAUUGUUGGUGAAGGGUCUGAGUGCUACCCUCGCCAUGCACCCGCACCCCACUAAGGCCUAAGGUUUUGGGUUUUGCAUGGCCAAUAAAAUAAUUGUCACAACUGCCCCUGUUGAUUUGUUCCGAUAUCGGAGUAGCUCCCAGAUGAAUGGAACUGUGGGCCAAAGCUAGGAGCUGGGAAAUGGGGCACUCUUUUCAUUUACAUGGGUACUUUUGAUAUUUUGGGAUGCUUCAGGGGGAAAUUGGUAUGUAUUGUUGGCAUGCAUGGUGUAAGUGGCUUGAAUAAAAGACCUUCCAUGUUUCUCUUUUUAUGAUGA
Messenger RNA from Amborella trichopoda, 996 nucleotides. RefSeq lists its product as uncharacterized. Lineage: Eukaryota; Viridiplantae; Streptophyta; Magnoliopsida; Amborellales; Amborellaceae. Gene Ontology annotation, biological process: plant-type secondary cell wall biogenesis. The record is from RefSeq and is a predicted model, not a curated record.